GAUGUCCCAAAGGGGCUUCUUUGCUCCCAUACCAUCGCCUGUGAGCCAGUGACCACUCUUACUGAGCUCUGCGAUGAUGGAUGCUUCCCGACCCUUGCCUUCAUCAUCACGCACGGCGCUGGCCUCGACAUCGACGCUACCACUGGGCGCAGCACCGGCUGUGCUGCCUGCGUACGUCCAUCACGCCUCUCAACCUGCUUCAGCAGACAUCGUGUCCUCUUCCCUCCUCACAGCCUUCAAAGUCAGCCUCGACGAAGUUGAGUCGUACCUCGUCGGCCUCGAGGCUCGCGUGAAAUGUGAAGAAGACUAUGUUCGGGCCUUGAGGACAACGCUGGACAAGGGCAGAGAGACGGAGGCCAAGCUCGAUACCCGCGUCGGUAGCGUGGCAUCGACGCUACCUGGAGCUAGUAACCUGCCCAGUAUGAGAAAGGCUUGGAAAGAAUUGCAGGCAGAUACUAGGCAACAAAUUGAUGUGCGACUCAAAUUCAUCGAGACGCUCCGGCAGUCGACAAUCAUUCCGCUACGCUCCUUCUUUGAAGCCCAAGACCGCAUUCGUCGCCGAGUCAAAGAAGACCUCAAGAGCUCUCUCGCUGACUUCGAGGAUAUGCGACAUAACCACCUCAAGCGCAUUCGCAAGCAAUACGAAAAGGCAUGCGAAACCGUAGACACGCUCAAGGGGCAGCAGCAAGCAGUAGAAGAUCAGCGUAUGCUACUCAGUCCACCAUCGCACUCUGCUGCUGCGGCGACGACAUCGGCGCAUUCUCAACGCUCCCCGCCCUCAUCUUACGAAGACGGAGCCGCACCGCCGCGUCGCUCCCACUCCAAGUCAGGUCGGCAUGGCCGCAACAUCUCUGCUACUUCAUCUCCACCAGACGAAUCGCAUGGCUUUGCCACCUCUCCGCCCCUCGACAGCAACGGCAACCCUCGCAAAGUCACAGCGGGUGCGCUCCUCGACGCCCUCAAGACCAAAGAGGGGUGGGAAAAUGCCCGCAAGGAGGCAGCAAAGAAGACGAAUGCCUUCAUUACCAAGAUGAGGGAGACGGGAGAGUUCGGUGGCGGAGGCGGCGGCGGCGGCAGCAGCGGCGGGAGUUUUGGUGGUGGGCACGAGCGCGUAGUCUCCGACCCUAACAGCGCUGGCCCAAUCGACGGUCACAUAGCCCCGUCCGGCUCGUCGCUCUCCCAUUCAGCUAGCCUCUCGCAAUCGCACAAACACACUCAAUUCGCUCAGUCCAUGGCCAUCAAGAUAUCCAAGGCGAAGCGCGAAGCCAGCGAGGCGGACAAGGCCUAUCGAAGAGUCAUCUUCGAUGUUGAGACGCUCGCGCUGCGCAGGGAGAAGACGCUUCACGCGGCCAGGACAUCAGUCUUGGACUGCAGACGCGAGCUCUUCACCUUGUGCGGAGAAGCUUGGCUUAACUUGGUGCGCAACGCCCAGACGAUGAGCAGCGCAGAGAUGAGUCUCGCUCGCCACGCAGAGAGCGUCCUCGUGUCUCUACAGCAGCGCGAGAAUCUGGACUCGGAGCUAGCAAUCGUGGACUCGCGCCUGCCUUACCUCGACGCCACCCCCAACUCCGCCGACGGCCCGGUCCCCUACGUCAACUACUGGCACGGGGAAUGCAAGUCCCUCCUCUUCGGCAUCUCCCUGGUGGACUACGAUUUCGCCCGCUCGCAACGGCGCUCUCCUCAGCUGCCGGGCCCUACUAUCGCCGAGCCCCCUCUGAUCGUGUCCAAGUGCGUGGCCUUCAUUGAGGAGCACGGCAUGGAUCAGCAAGGCAUCUACCGUACCUCUGCAAAGCACACCGCUGUUCAGCAGCUGGUGGCAGACUUCGAGCGCGAUGAAGCCCGCUUCGAGUUUGACCCGAAGAGGGACGAGCCUGCUGCAGCGGCAGGCGUACUGAAGCAAUGGUUGCGCGAGCUGCCCACACCAGUCAUGGCAAUGCCUUGGGAGGAACGCCUCAAGCUCACUCACUCGUUGGAGGAGCAGCUGGCGAAUGGGUUUGCUACUUUGAAGGGCAGGAUCAGGCGAUUGCCCGCUAUUCAUCAAGUGACCUUGCGAACGAUCAUCGAGCAUCUAGCUCGGGUAGCGGCACAGGCGGAGGAGAACAAGAUGACUGCAAGAAAUCUGAGCGUCAUCUUCGGUCCUGUCCUACUGAGCGAGGCGGAUCGCCCUACGCCUGCCAACGGUGAUGCCGGCGGCUUGUCGUCUCCUCAGCCUGCCUCCUCAUCAGCUGGCCAGCAAGGACAGGGAGGAGCUGCGGGUAUGAGCCUCGCAGCCGCCAUGGAGGAGGACAAUGUCUGUCAAGUCCUCAUCGAGUACUGCACCGACAUCUUUGGCCAUCUGGAGCGCAGCGGUGCCCCAGUAGUGGCUUGGCAGCCGCCAGGGAAGGAAGUUGGGUCGAGCUUGCAUGUCGACGUUUUGCAGAGAAGUGGCAGUGGGGUGAGCAGGCAGGGGAGCGUGGCGACGUCGAUGGGCAGGCGAGGCUCCUCAACGGGGCAAGGCCAGGCGGAUAGGGCCGCUACGCCUGAUUCGGAUCGACCGCUCGUGCCGCAAGGCAGCCUGGUCAGGAGCAACGCGAUUCUCGCUGGGCAAACGUCUAGCCCUCCUCCGAGCAGCCAGGCUUUGCCCGGAGCUUCACCACCUCUCCCGCCAUCGCUGCCAAGGAGGGGAAGCCGAACUCUCGACAGCAAUGCGAAUGGUAAUGCCGCUACUCUGACCUCCGCACCGCAGCAUCAAGCGGCCGUGCCCGACGAAGCUGGAUGGAUGGGCACCGGCAUGGAUGGCAAGCCGACUUCAAGGCCAACUUCUUGGUCUUCGGCGAUGGGCCACCAAAAGGUCCAGUCUCAAGCUUCUUCAUCGCUUCUCUCGAGCUUGCAGCCUGAGCAACAGCAGACACCGCAGCUCGGCGAGUCGUACCUCCCACCGCCCCAACCGCUUGAUUUGCCGAUGCCGAGGGAGGAGGUGGAGAGGCAGGGAAGGGUCGGGUGACGGUGAGGUGAGAGUGCGAUGAGGGAUCAGGAGGGAGAAGGGAGGAGGGGCAGUAAGAGGUAUGAACAUAGCAUGACUGUACACGACCAGAUAUCCGUAUACGACACGACACGACGUGAUUGGGCGAGAGGCAACGCUCUUUGUACAUAGCUUUCGCUUCAGUAAUGGCUGCAUCGAUCCUCUGCCUAGCAAUCGCUGUGCACCUCGUCUCGCUGGCCCGAAAAGGCAGAUGGCCGAAAAGAGAUAGGGGAUCGCAUGCACAU
Molecule: messenger RNA, 3246 nt
Organism: Jaminaea rosea
Lineage: Eukaryota; Fungi; Basidiomycota; Exobasidiomycetes; Microstromatales
Product: RhoGAP-domain-containing protein
Exons: 2
Coding region: 74-2983 (969 amino acids)
Biological process (GO): regulation of GTPase activity; signal transduction
Cellular component (GO): cytoplasm
Source: RefSeq, a predicted model, not a curated record